Colletotrichum lupini is the source of this 735-nucleotide messenger RNA. RefSeq lists its product as uncharacterized. The transcript is spliced from 5 exons. The record is from RefSeq and is a predicted model, not a curated record. The annotation marks the transcript as partial. Lineage: Eukaryota; Fungi; Ascomycota; Sordariomycetes; Glomerellales; Glomerellaceae.
GUACCUGGAUACUCGGCGUCAUCCGAGGAUCUCGUCGCCGAGGUCCUAAGAAAUGUACAAAAAGUCCCGACUCAGGAGGCGGAGAAGUGCCCCUGGGGUGGCCCCGACAUCGUCGACCCGCCCAAUCGAGGCAAUGCUGAAGGAAGCCAUUUGAGGACUAAGCCGUUGUCAGGUGCUGUACUGUCGGCAACUGCCUCUAACCCUUUAUACCUCACCUUGGUCGGUCCCUCGUUGCCCGUCAUGAAGACCAUCCAGUCUCUACUUAUCGCGACCAUCUUCGCUUUUGAUCCAACGGUACUUGCCGAAUGUAACAAGAGCGGCAUGACAGGCGAAUACAACGUUAACAACAACACCCCAGUCGACUUGAGAAUCGUGUGCGCUCAGCUAUCGGGCAGCUAUGUCAAGAAUGAAUUCCGCCGAAUCUGCAUCAUGGAUACGAAGGGUAGAAAGUGGGAUUUUGAGCUUUCGUAUAUCGGGAAUGGUGACCAACGCGACAUCGAUAUAGAAGAAUGCUAUAGCGGCAUGAAGGCAGAGGCCGGCUGCGAGCGCGGCGGCCGGAGGAAGUAUUGGAAUUGGGAAUACUCCCAGGAGGCGCCCGUCUUGGUCGACGGGUCAGGUCAAACUGGCUGGGUAGUGGAGUGGUCUACGGUCAACAAUCAAAUUACGCCCAAAGCCUACUCGACGACAGGCUACGAGUUCGAGUUCGAUUCCCAGUGUGAGCACCAAGAGAUGUAG